GGUUCACUGCGAUUCAAACCUCCCGUUCCUCUCACGGAAUCCACUCAUAGAGUGUCAGCCAAUCGGUGGCCAAACCCUUGUCUCCAGAAAGACAACCACUUAGUGCUAAACAACUAUAACUUCAGCGAAGACUGUCUUUACCUCAACAUUUGGAGUGCCGGCGCUCUGCCCCUGAAGGGCAGCCCUAAGCCAGUGGUAGUGCACAUACAUACCGGUGCUCUCGUGUUCGGGUCGGCCUCUGAGACCACGUAUAACGGCGUCGUAUUGUCUGCGAUGGGAGACCUCAUUGUCGUCGCCUUCAACUAUAGACUCAAUUUGUAUGGAUUCCUAUACACCGGCGCUCAUAGUAUUGCCCCAAACGCCGGAAUGUAUGACCAAAUGCUGGCCCUUCAGUGGAUCCGUCAACACAUCCACCACUUCGGCGGCGAUCCCUCGAGAGUCACACUAAUAGGACAGUCGACUGGCGCCCAAUCCGUGGGUUUCCACAUAUUGUCGCCAAUCAGUAGUCAACUCUUCAAUAACGCGGUUCUGAUCAGCGGUUCCCCUCUCGAGCGCCGGUGGCUCUCAGCGCCAGAUAAUGCCAAACAGUUUUGGAUGACUUAUGCCAAAGAUGUCGAGUGUUUGGGAACCGAAGUCUCUAUUAAUGCAAAAGUUGUGAACUGUUUGUUAAAACUCAAUAGAAAUCAAUUGCUGUCUAUGACUGACAUCAAGCGCUAUACUGUCGACCCUUUCGUAGUGUCAGCGCCGGUAGUGUUUGACCAGCAGUUCAAUAGCGAUCUGUCACUACAGGUGCCCACUAAUGGCAAUAUAUCGUUGCUGUUUGGAUAUACGGAUGACGAGGGAUCGUGGGCCGAAAAGAUCGCGAAUUACUAUAUGAACGCAAUUCCUGUGGACAGAAGGGGUGACCACAACCUCCUGAGUCGUACGAUAGGCACAGCUUUAGGCGAUUACUACAUCUCGUGUCCGUCCCAUCACUUCGCGGACUAUGUGUUGAGAAAUAGCCAUAACUGCAGAGUAUAUCAGUAUUACUGGACAUAUAAGGGCGACCCGAAGUCCAGUGCCUUUUGGCGCACCUUCGAGGAGGUCUGGUGUGGGAAAUGGAUGGGAAGCUGUCAUUCAUUUGAAUUGUACGCCAUUUUCGGCAUACCUUUCCUUCAGUCGAUUGCGUUCAACGAAAUGGACAGAAGAAUGUCUUCAAAGAUCAUUACAAUUGUCUCACAGUUUGCGUACAAU
Oppiella nova is the source of this 1233-nucleotide messenger RNA. The record is from the annotation of a GenBank genome assembly. NCBI's taxonomy places the organism in Eukaryota, Metazoa, Arthropoda, Arachnida, Sarcoptiformes, Oppiidae.